AUGUACAACGGCUCGCUUUUCACUUUCUACAAGGACCCUUAUUGCAAGAUUCCCGUCUUUGUGAUGGGCGGCAAAGCGGAGCGCUGUGUUCUGUGGGUUGGUGGGCAGUCUGAGUCUUUCCUCAACUUUGGCUACUUCCCGAAGCUCGCCGAGAUGCUUACUGAGGAAUGGGCUUUCGUACAAACGGAGGUGGCCAGCAGUCGCAUCGGCUUCGGUGCGCAGGAUCACGUUCACGACGCUGAAGACAUGGAUGAUCUCAUUUCUAUUCUUGUCAAGGAUUACGGCAUUCAUGAGAUCGCAUUGUUCGGAACGAGCACCGGGGUUCAGAUCGUGUUCGAACUGCUUGACAAUAGCCGCAACAUCGAGUUCAUCACCCGAGUCAUUCUCUACGGCGUCGUGUGCGAUCCCGAAAGCCCACUCUUCACGCCGGAGGGCAACGCCGCACGCGAAGAGCUUGUCUCGAGGCUCAUUGCGGAGGGCCGUCAGGAGGACUCCCGUGCGCUGCUGGACCACUACGACAUCCCCAUCACCCCCGCCCGCCUCUCUGGCGCGGGCUUUCCAACGCUGCAGGAGGCAGUUUGGUCCCCGUGCCUCAGCGGCGAUGUUGACACGCUGCGCCGUGCCCUGAAUGUGGUGAAGGUUCCGAUGCUCGUCAUGCUGGCACACCACGCGCAAUACAAGCCCACCGAGGAGGAAAUCCAGCGGGUAAUCCGCCUCGUGAAGGAUCAUGCGGGGUGCACACAUGUAACAGUGUCGUACUUUAACGACACAUGUGACGAACGGCGACGCGUGCUAAAGGCAGCAGAGGACGAACAUGUGAAUGCAAUUAUACGCUUUCUCAUUGAAGAAGACGAGAAACGUGCUAUACAAGAGGAACAGCGACAACGGAAGGCUGUAGAGGAUGAAAAAAAGAGGAAAUCUGUUCUGCAAGCCAGUGCCUUUGCAAAUAAUGUCGCCAGAGCCUCUACUGUGUAA
This is a messenger RNA of Trypanosoma grayi, 975 nucleotides long. RefSeq names its product putative radial spoke protein 3. The record is from RefSeq and is a predicted model, not a curated record. NCBI's taxonomy places the organism in Eukaryota, Euglenozoa, Kinetoplastea, Trypanosomatida, Trypanosomatidae. The transcript has a single exon. The coding region runs from base 1 to 975 and encodes 324 amino acids.